AUGUUUGUGCGUCAAUUCUGUGUCGCCUUGGCCGUUGCGGCUUUGGCUAGGGCUGCGCCUGCUACUGCUAAGCAUGUUUUGCAUGAGAAGCGAGACCGACAGUCUUACGAAUGGGUAAAGGGUGGCCGGGUUGAAAGUGAUGCAGUGCUUCCUGUCCGUAUCGGAUUGAGCCAGAAUAACCUAGAAAAUGGUUAUGAUCAUCUAAUGGAAGUCUCUCACCCAGAUUCGCCCCGAUAUGGACAGUUCUGGUCUGCAGAUGAGGUUCAUGAUAUGUUCGCUCCCUCAGAGGAAGCAGUGGAUUCAGUCCGGCAGUGGCUUGAAUCUAGUGGAAUUGACUCGUCUCGAGUUGUUCACUCCGAUAACAAGGGCUGGAUUGCAUUUGAUGCAUAUGCACAUGAGGCGGAACGGCUUUUCAUGGCUGAAUUCUAUGAGCACGAGCACAAGGCCAGUGCAAGCAUCAAGGUUGGAUGUGACGAAUAUCACGUUCCGCAGCAUGUUCAGAAACACAUUGACUACAUCACGCCAGGAGUCAAGCUGACCCCAGUGCUAAAGAAGCUUACCAAGGCAAAGAGAGCUUCCCAGUUGCUUGGUGUUAAGCCCAAUGCUAAGGCCGUCUCAUCCGCUGGAGACACCUACUCGAUCCCCGCCAAGGCCCUGUCCCUUGCGGAAGAUCUCCAGGGCUGUGGGUACAAUAUUACCCCGACCUGCAUCAAGGCCUUGUAUAGCAUCCCAGAUGCUACCACGGCAGCUAAAGGAAACUCCCUUGGUCUUUAUGAGCAAGGUGAUUACUUUGCCAAGUCGGAUAUCGAUCUUUUCUACAAGUCGUACGCCCCGUGGGUUCCAGAGGGCACUUACCCUAUUCCCGCUUUAAUUGAUGGAGCCAAUUUCUCUGUGCCAGCCUACAGUGCGCUGAACACCGGUGAAUCUGAUAUUGAUAUUGAUAUGGCCUUCUCCUUGAUUCACCCUCAGACCGUGACUCUGUAUCAGGUUGAUGACCAGAUCUAUGAGCCAGAAGAGGUCGCAACUACAAACCUGUUCAACACUUUCCUUGACGCUCUCGAUGGUUCUUACUGCACAUACAGUGCCUAUGGAGAGACUGGUGAUGACCCAGAGAUUGACCCCGUCUACCCCGACCCAGCUGCUGGCGGAUACAAGGGCAAGCUUCAGUGCGGUAUCUACAAGCCCACAAACGUCAUCAGUGCCUCCUACGGUCAAUCAGAGGCCGACCUUCCUGUCAGCUACACGAAGCGUCAAUGCAAUGAGUUCAUGAAGCUCGGACUUCAAGGUCACUCUAUCCUUUUCGCAUCCGGUGAUUACGGAGUGGCCUCAUUCGCAGGUGACGGUGAUGCCAAUGGAUGCCUGGGCCCCGACAGCAAAAUCUUCAACCCACAGUAUCCCUCCAACUGCCCAUACGUCACUUCUGUCGGAGGUACCAUGCUCUACGACUACCAAACAGUUGAGGAUGGCGAAAGUGUCAUGCACGUCAACCUCGGCGGCUCAGCUGCCAAUUUCAGCACUUCGGGUGGUUUCUCCAACUACUUCCCCCAGCCCGAGUACCAGAAAGCAACCGUCGCAAAGUACUUUGAGAAGGCUGACCUUUCUUACCCCUACUACUCGGAGUUCGAGGUAGAUGUUAAUACUACCACGGGGCUAUACAACCGUAUCGGACGCGCCUACCCUGACGUUUCGGCUAACGGUGCCCAAUUCCGGGCAUACUUGGACGGAGAGGAUUACUUCUGGUACGGAUCCAGCUUGGCGUCGCCAUUGUUUGCCUCGGUCCUGACUCUGAUCAACGAGCAGCGUAUCGCAAAGGGUAAGGGUCCUGUUGGUUUCGUCAACCCGGUCCUUUAUGCACACCCUGAGGUUCUCAAUGAUAUCACCAACGGAACCAAUGCUGGAUGUGAUACCGAUGGAUUUGCUGCUAUUUCAGGGUGGGAUCCUGCAACUGGCCUGGGAACUCCUAACUACCCAAAGAUGGAGAAGCUGUUCCUCUCACUGCCUUGA
Molecule: messenger RNA, 2004 nt
Organism: Penicillium verhagenii
Lineage: Eukaryota; Fungi; Ascomycota; Eurotiomycetes; Eurotiales; Aspergillaceae
Product: S53 family peptidase
Exons: 7
Coding region: 1-2004 (667 amino acids)
Biological process (GO): proteolysis
Molecular function (GO): tripeptidyl-peptidase activity; serine-type endopeptidase activity
Source: RefSeq, a predicted model, not a curated record